Messenger RNA from Metopolophium dirhodum (rose-grain aphid), 1040 nucleotides. Its product is annotated as protein cornichon-like. Gene Ontology annotation, biological process: endoplasmic reticulum to Golgi vesicle-mediated transport. Lineage: Eukaryota; Metazoa; Arthropoda; Insecta; Hemiptera; Aphididae. Gene Ontology annotation, cellular component: endoplasmic reticulum membrane; COPII-coated ER to Golgi transport vesicle. The transcript has 6 exons. Bases 425 to 859 code for a protein of 144 amino acids. The record is from RefSeq and is a predicted model, not a curated record.
CUAUUAUACAAUAAACGAUUACGAAUAUUUACGAAUAAAUCACGAACGCGGCGCCUGGCCCUAUUAUACAAUAACUAUAUAUUACUAUAUAUUACUAUAUUAUAUUAUGUUUAAUCUUUAAUAAUAAUAUAAUAUUGUUCCUACACACAUAUAUAUAAUUAAUAUUAUACAAGAUUAUUUUAACUUUCAAUAUUGUAAUAUAACGUACGAUUUAGGAUUGUGUAUUGUGUCUACCACAGUAAUUACGUAUCUACAUUCUACAUUUCGAUAUGAUUUUAACGAACGAAAUAUCUAUUCGAUCGAAGGUUUGAUACUUUAAUCUGCCGAUACUAUUACAGUUCUUUUUCCUUUGUCUAAAAGAUUAAUUUGUUCGGGGACUUCUUUCGGUUUUAAAUUAACUGAGUGCAACAAACUACCUGCCACAAUGUCGUUUACAUUCGCGGUGUUCACUUAUAUUGUGGCCAUGAUAUCAGAUGCAUUUUUAAUAUUUUUUUCGAUAUUCCAUGUUAUUGCAUUUGAUGAACUUAAAACUGAUAGCAAAAAUCCUAUAGAUCAAUGUAACAGUCUAAAUCCAUUAGUAAUUCCUGAGUAUUUGAUACACUUUUUCUUCAAUCUUUUAUUUUUGUUUGGAGGCCAGUGGAUAUCAUUUGCUAUUAAUAUACCAUUAAUGGCUUAUCAUAUUAAAAGAUAUCAAAGUAGACCAGUUAUGUCUGGUUUUGGUCUUUAUGAUCCUACAAGUAUUAUGAAUGCUGACAAAUUGUAUAAAUAUCAACGCGAGGGUUGGAUAAAAUUAUCAUUUUAUCUGUUUUCAUUUUUCUAUUACUUAUAUGGAAUGAUACGAGCGUUGAUAACAGUAUAAACUCAAGUCUAUUCAAGUAUUGGUUUUGUGCAUAUUUAUUCGUCUUUCAUUGGUACCAAACAGCUAUUAUUUUUAUUUAACACUACCUCGGUAUUUUUUGUACUAUAUAGCUAAUGAUCCAAAAAGGAUGUAACAACAUAAAAGCACAAUUUUUGUACUAUUUUGUAAUUUAGUUUAAUUU